Molecule: messenger RNA, 491 nt
Organism: Zophobas morio
Lineage: Eukaryota; Metazoa; Arthropoda; Insecta; Coleoptera; Tenebrionidae
Product: carbonic anhydrase 5A, mitochondrial-like
Exons: 3
Coding region: 86-421 (111 amino acids)
Molecular function (GO): carbonate dehydratase activity; zinc ion binding
Source: RefSeq, a predicted model, not a curated record
UCGAAAAACUAAAAGAUUGAAAAAUUGAAAAGUCAAAGACCUGAAAAAUUGAACUGAUGACGAUGAACAUCCGUGUUUUAAUAAGAUGACGGAGGCGGUGAAGAAGAUCGUCAAAGUUGACACCACGACGAGCGUACCAAGUGACUGUCUGACUUGGAUCAAGGAGGAGGCGCAGCGUAAAGGGUACUACACGUACCAGGGGUCGUUAAACACGGAGCCGUACACCGAGAGCGUCACGUGGAUUCUUUACACCACGCCGAUACACGUGUCCAGGCAGCAGGUUUCAGAAUUCCGAAAUAUGAAAUCAACAGCUUGCGAGCAACACAACAUCGUGAAAAACGUACGACCAAUCCAGACACCUCCAGUCCAUAAAAAACUUGAUAUCAUCUACGCCAGAUCGCACCGAAAAUCCAGCGAAUAAAAUUUCGCUACUUAUCUAUAUUUACAAUAAAACACAAGUUUUUAUUUAUUUAUUACAGCUGUAAAAAAUA